GCACACACUGCCAGUAACCAACAGUGACCCAGAAGUUUGGGCGGAUUGCUCUCUCUAAAAUAAAAAUAAGACGUUUUAAUUUUGUUUACUUUGUCAAUAUUUAUAAGGCGUGAGUGACUGUGAGAGUGAAAUAUGGCAGAGGAUCGUAGUUCUAGUUGCAGUCCAAAUCCAAAUGCUUUAGCAUCUGUUGAAUUCGAAGUGUACGGGCAAGUCCAAGGAUGCUACUUCACGAAGUACUGCAAAGAGAUUGCGGAAGACCUAGGCCUGGGCGGGUGGGUAAAGAACUCCAAGAAAGGGACAAUCGUCGGCAAACUCCAAGGCACUAAAGCACAGUUGGAUCAUAUGAUCGACUGGCUUUCUACUACAGGCUCUCCAGGCUGCAAGAUAGAGAAGUGCGAUCUCACCAACUGGGAGUACGUCGUUCGGCUCGACUAUCAUGACUUCAGUAUACGAUUUUGAAUCAUUUUUGCUUCAUGGGUCUUAGACACAACAUAAACACACCAGAGAAUUAACAUCAUUGCAUUAACGUUUUUGUUGUUUAGCGAUUGUACAACUUAAUCGAUCGCAAUGAAGGAUAGUAAAUUUCAGUGCUUGUAUUAUCAGAUUUUGAUGUAUUCUUUUGUAUUUUGUUUGGAAUAUAUUUUUUUUAAACUUUGUUUUGUUAAUUUUUAAUUUAAUUUCAUGAAAAAUUCUCUAGUCACCUCUUUGGAAAGAUUCUUCCUCUGAGACAGAAAAGUAUACACACACGCAAACGCAUGCACGCAAGCUUGCAUACUUACUCUC
Messenger RNA from Hyposmocoma kahamanoa, 783 nucleotides. Its product is annotated as acylphosphatase-1-like. Lineage: Eukaryota; Metazoa; Arthropoda; Insecta; Lepidoptera; Cosmopterigidae. Gene Ontology annotation, molecular function: acylphosphatase activity. The transcript is spliced from 3 exons. The record is from RefSeq and is a predicted model, not a curated record. Bases 133 to 459 code for a protein of 108 amino acids.